This is a messenger RNA of Mycosarcoma maydis (corn smut), 1173 nucleotides long. RefSeq lists its product as uncharacterized. The record is from RefSeq and is a predicted model, not a curated record. Lineage: Eukaryota; Fungi; Basidiomycota; Ustilaginomycetes; Ustilaginales. The transcript has a single exon. Bases 1 to 1173 code for a protein of 390 amino acids.
AUGCAGUCGCUCGUGGAACACUACAAGCACAAGGCCGAUACACGCGAGGACAAGCGUCGAUUGAACUCAUUACAGACAUCGUCAGCAACCGCUCUAUCCUCCUCUCCUGUUUUGGCGCUGCAGGAGGAUGACCCACUCGUCAAUCAGCAUGAGGAACAGCUGCGCGACGACGCAAAUCAAGCUUUUCAAAGCCUUCCCAACUACUUCCCGGACCCCCCUGCUGUCCUCCCUCCUCCUCUGCAGAAGGCCGUCUUCAUACCUCAGCGAAGGCUUGGUGACCGCCUACGCGGAUUCCAGCUCCUCUAUGCCCCCGACCUUGAAAGAAGCGGCAUAUCUGAGCAGAUUUUCAUCACCUUUCUCAACGUACUCAAUGUCGCGAUUGGCUUCGACAACAAGAUCAAGAUCUUCAACUUUGCCGUCGACGUUGGAACGAUUGCAUGUAGCUCUUGGGAGCUACUUGUAGCCACAAUUGGGACGCAGGCGCUCACUACGACAGCAGCCCAUGUCAAGAGCCGCGCUAAGAGUGAAGCAUACGUCGCUCACGCCAACGAGAGGCUCUUCCAUCCACGUGGUCUUCAUGCUCAAAUCGUGCCGGUCUUGAGUGUCUAUCCAUCCUUUCCUCUGCCACAAGAUCAAGACCGACAGUCCGAGUCUACGGCUGAAAUGCACAGCAGCUUUCAAUUCUCACUGGGAUCUCCCAACGUCCUCCCGGAAAGCCACCCGAAGGCCAAGGGCGGCCUUUUCAAUCUUAACAAGAGGCCAAUCGAGUACGACCCCUUCGACUAUGGUCCCGGCUAUGUGAGGAUCUCUCCUCACGAUUACGCUCCCCUUCGACCCUCCCAAUUCAGAGAGCCCGCCAACUCUCUCGUUGAUAAAGUGGCUGAGAAAGUCGAAAACUACAACGUGUGGCAAGACCGACUUCCAGCCAAGAAAUAUGCUCGCAAACAGAAGCGACGCCAAGAGACCAUUGACAAGAUUCGCAGUCAGGAAGGUGAAGCUGGCGUCCUUCGUUUUCUACAGAAAGAGGAGCAGGAGCAUCAGCAAGAGCUCAAUAAAGACAAAAACACCUUUAACCGGUUCUUGGAUCGCAAUAAGGUCAUUCUCAUUGUCACUAACCUUGACGAUGAAGCACGAGCAAAGAUGCAAUGCACUCUUGCAAGUGCUCGUCGCUGA